AAAAAAAAAAAGCUUCUUACUCUCUUCAUUUAUGAUUUCCCCAAUGGAAAAAAGUUUAGAGUCACCUUCAACAACAACUUCACCUAGUGGUUGGAAGAUCAAAAUUAGGCCUCAAUCAGAUACAACUAGUUCUCAUAUUCCUGCUACUCCUCCUAUGGAAAGUGAUGGUGCAUUCAAUCAAAAAUUAGAUCUAUGGGCUCAAACAACUACUUUUCAAAAUAUGGCCACUCAUAUUUGUCAUGACGUACAAAAAGAUAUGAAUCGACGACGCCAAAAUCGACCUUCUCCCAACAAUACUCCAAUCAAACCUAUCAAUGAUAACUCAACCACUCGACAAUACUCGCUUAGUGAUCUGGAUUCUUUUAUCUUUGAAAAGUCUUCUAUUCUUGGAGAAAAAGAAUAUCAAGCUUGGGUACAAAGUAGCAAAGAUACCCACCAUCCUCAUCAAUGGCUCAAAUUGGCAAGUCUAUUCCAUAUCCAUCCGAAAACUGCUCAUCAACGUUCUUUACUUUUCCCAGCCACUUUGGAAGCUGCAAGAAUGGAUCGUCAAGUCUCAACUGAAGUCAACCGAAAACAAUUGGAAAACUAUUUGGACAUUCGUCGUUCUCAAAAUAGAACAUAUGCCGAGAAUGCAGUGGCUGAAGGUGUGAAACUAUAUGAAGAUAAAAUGAUAAAGGAAGCAUUGGAUUAUUAUAAACGUGGUCUGGAUAUGGACCCACAAUAUGCUGAAGGUUGGUACCGUGUAGCUGAAAGUCUUUUACAACAAAAACGAACGGAUGAUGCUAUCACACAACUCAAACGAGCUAUUCGAAUUGAUCCUACUCACGAAAACGCAAAGUCAUUACUAUGUACUCUGGAAAAUACAACUAAAUAUACCAACGACAAGAAACGGUCAUCCAAGGAAAUCUUAGCAAAGUCAACUACGGCAAAGGAAUCACAUUCAUCAACUGAUCGAAAACAUUCCAGAAAAGAAGAGGAGGAACACUCAUCAAGGCAUAAUAAAGACGACAGUGAAAGACGGCAUCGACCAACAAAACGACGGCGAAGAUCAUCAUCACCAGUGGAGAGAAAACGAGUACGUAAAGUAAUCUCACCUUCUAGAGAAAAUGCCGACCAUAACGAUUUAACCCCAUCUUCAUCAUCAUCACCAACGCCUAAGUCACCAAGAAUAACAGACGAUCAUGCUUCAAAAACAACAAAAGAACGACAUGGCAGUAGACAUCGUCAUCGAGACGAUAGACAUAGCUAUCGACAUUCUGACAGUAGUAGUAGGAGUGACAGACAUCGGCAUUCGCAUCACAAAUCAUCAUCAUCAUCAGCACGCCAUAAGGACGAUAAAAACGAAUCAUCAUCACAUCGUAGUAGGAAACAUCAUAGAUCAUCAUCAAGAGAUAGGUCAUCAAGAGAUAGAUCAUCAAGGCAUCGACAUGAACGACAUCAUAAGGAAAGAUCAAGUAGGAAGACGAAUGAUAAACGAGAUGAUGAAGAUAUUCGGAGUAAAUCUCAUAGAACAACAUCAAGAAAAACCGAUGCUCAUUAGGAUUUAGUUAUUAUACAUAGUAUUUUAGUUGAUCAAUAAAGAUAAGAUACCUUUUUUUUGAAUCUUUUUUUUUUUAUUAUUAUUA
Halteromyces radiatus is the source of this 1625-nucleotide messenger RNA. RefSeq lists its product as uncharacterized. The transcript has 3 exons. The coding region runs from base 32 to 1540 and encodes 502 amino acids. Gene Ontology annotation, molecular function: protein binding. Lineage: Eukaryota; Fungi; Mucoromycota; Mucoromycetes; Mucorales; Cunninghamellaceae. The record is from RefSeq and is a predicted model, not a curated record.